UAAUGCAGUGUUCUCUGCCUUUGCUUUCUCAAGGCUGCAGAUAAGCAUCAGUGCAGCACUUUGAAGGCUGUGGUCUCCGUCAGUAUGACUUGCUUCUCGUCGUCUGUGAGGCUCACCUCCAGCAUUCGUAGGUACAUGGGCGUGUUACGCUUCCCACACUCAUGUCCAGCGCUGCUACAAAACCACAUCUAUCAUCACAGGUGUAACAGUACGGCAGUGAAUAAGAGCACAGCGUCCUGCAGCUAUGUUAUCGUUGGAGCUGGAUCUGCAGGUUGCGUUCUGGCCAACCGUCUGUCAGAGAAUGCGUCCGAUUCGGUGCUCCUUCUGGAAGCCGGACCCAAAGACAAGCAGCUGGGAAGCACCCGUCUGUCCUGGAAGAUCCACAUGCCCGCCGCUCUGACCUAUAACCUCUGCGACGACAAGUAUAACUGGUAUUACCAUACAUUACCUCAGGCACACAUGGAUGACAGGGUGAUGUACUGGCCGCGCGGCCGUGUUUGGGGCGGAUCGUCGUCGCUCAAUGCCAUGGUGUACAUUCGGGGCCACGCAGAGGACUACAACCGCUGGCAGAGGGAGGGAGCUGAAGGCUGGGACUACGAUCACUGUCUGCCGUACUUCCGAAAGGCCCAGACGCAUGAGCUUGGAGCCAACCGAUACCGAGGGGGCGACGGCCCGCUGCAUGUGACGCGAGGAAAGACCGAUCACCCUCUGCACCACGCGUUCAUCAAAGCGGGCCAGCAGGCUGGAUACCCCUUUACAGAUGAUAUGAAUGGAUUCCAGCAGGAAGGAGUGGGCUGGAUGGAUAUGACCAUCCACAGAGGUAAGCGAUGGAGCACAGCUAGUGCUUACCUUCGGCCUGCGCUGUCCAGACCCAACCUGAGAACAGAAGUGCGCUGCAUGGUGACCCGUAUCCUGUUUGAUGGGACGCGUGCGCGAGGGGUGGAGUACCAGCAGAAUGGACAGAUGAAAAAGGUGUUUGCUGAUAAGGAGGUCAUUCUCAGCGGUGGAGCCAUAAACUCUCCGCAGCUCCUCCUGCUGUCUGGAGUGGGAAACGCAGAUGAGCUUCGCAAACACGAUAUUCCGGUGACACAGCAUCUCCCAGGUGUGGGCAUGAAUCUUCAGGACCAUCUGGAGCUGUAUGUGCAGCAUCGCUGUACUCAACCCAUCACUCUGUACAAAGCCCAGAAGCCCUUCCAUAUGCUGAAGAUCGGCAUGGAAUGGCUUCUCAAAUUCACAGGCUACGGUGCUACGGCUCAUCUGGAGAGCGGCGGUUUCAUCCGCAGUCGUCCUGGCGUUCCUCAUCCUGAUAUUCAGUUCCACUUCCUGCCCUCUCAGGUCAUCGAUCACGGUCGCGUUAAAUCCAAGAUUGAGGCCUUCCAGGUUCAUGUUGGACCCAUGAGGAGCACCAGUGUUGGGUGGAUCAAACUGAAGAGUAAAGACCCAAAGGCCCACCCGAUCAUCCAGCCUAACUACCUUUCCACCGACACUGACGUGUGGGAGUUCAGAGAGAGCGUUAAGCUCACGCGGGAAAUCUUCGCUCAAGAGGCCUUCAACCCGUUCCGGGGCCCCGAGGUGCUGCCCGGCCCUGCCGUCCAAUCUGACGCGGAGAUCGACGCUUUCGUUCGGCAGAAGGCGGACAGCGCUUACCACCCCUCCUGUACGUGUAAGAUGGGCAGCGCCGCGGACAGCAUGGCGGUGGUGGGUCCGGAUCUGCGCGUGUACGGUGUGGAGGGGCUGAGGGUGGUGGACGCCUCCAUCAUGCCCAGCAUGCUCAGCGGGAACUUGAACGCCCCCACCAUAAUGAUCGCAGAGAAGGCGGCGGACGCCAUUAAAGGGAUUCCCUCCCUUCACGACCCUGGAGUUCCUGUUUACCGGCCCAAGAGUCUCGAGACGCAGAGAUGAGACCUGAGAAUGUUUCAGAUGGGAGCCGUGCCUCCGGGUUUAAUUCUGCCACAUGAUCUAACCACUCUUUAGUCUUAGGCAGCUUAGCGUUAUCCUGAAAGUGACCGAUAUCAAUGCAUGCUAAAUUCAGACGUACGUUAUAAAGAGGGAUAAUUGCUGACAUGUUUAUAUAUCAUGUGAUGUGUAUUCAUACGACCAUAACAACACGUAAAGGCGAAUCUCUUGUUUUUCUCCUCAAAAUCAGAAUAUGAAGCAUAAAUGGUAACAGUUUACGAUAAGGUUUCAUUAGUUAACAUGAACUAAUGAUAAACACUAACAUGUUAACUAAUUGGUCCUUAUAGUGAAGUGUUACUGCAUUAAUUAAAGCUUGUACAAUAAUUAUUUGAUAAUACAUAAUUUAUUUAAUGUUACAGUGCAUUGCAGUAAUGCAGCUCAGAACAAUACAAAAAACCUUAAUGGUUCUGAAAUGGGUUUAACUGCCUUAUUUGUAGUUUGAUUUUGAGGUGAAAUAUGACCAGACGUGAUCUUGAUUAUUUACAUAAAUGUCUUAAUGAAACUUUAGUGCAUUUCCACAUUAUCAGCAUGACAGAAUUAUGAGUGAAUGAAACCUUUCAGCUGCUGAGCCUAACAACAGGAACCAAGUGUAUGUGAAAAUAACUCUGUAAUGUUUACAAAGUGUAGAAGAGAGAACCUUUACACUUCUGUGUUCUUUAUACUGUUACGAUGGGUUUUAAAACACUAUUAAAUUAGAGUAGAAUAAGAAAAAGAAUAUAACAAACACUAAUUUUAAAUGAUGGAAAACACAUGUAAUCACUACAACAAAUUGUCUUAAAUCAAAAAGAAUAAAACGAUCUCCUGGAAGUCUCCUGAA
Messenger RNA from Ctenopharyngodon idella (grass carp), 2773 nucleotides. It is a transcript of the gene chdh, whose product is annotated as choline dehydrogenase. Bases 85 to 1902 code for a protein of 605 amino acids. Gene Ontology annotation, cellular component: mitochondrial inner membrane. The transcript is spliced from 7 exons. The record is from RefSeq and is a predicted model, not a curated record. NCBI's taxonomy places the organism in Eukaryota, Metazoa, Chordata, Actinopteri, Cypriniformes, Xenocyprididae. Gene Ontology annotation, molecular function: flavin adenine dinucleotide binding; choline dehydrogenase activity.